CCCGUAUCUGCGGCCAUGGCGGCGCCGCUGGCCUCCCCCGGCCACCGCAGCCGGUUCGAGCAGGAGCAGGAACAGGCCGUCCGCGCCUUGGUGCGCAGCGUGACCGGCAUGCCCGAGGAGGAGCUGGGAGGCGGCAGGUUCCAGGCGGCGCUGAAUUUCGCUUGGUCCAACUUCAGAUUUCACCGUUUUCUUGAUGUGAACAGUCACAAAGUAGAGAGGACGAUAGAAGGAAUACAUGAAAAAUUGAUAGUUCAUUCUGACCUUGGAAAAGCAGCAAGCUGGAAAAGACUAACAGAAAAAUUUCUGAACUCGCCACUCCCAAGUAUUGAAGAAACAAAGACAGAUACACACUAUGCCAUACUGUCUCUUCUGUUGUGUUUGUCUGAUUCUCCAUCCAACACCACCUAUGUGGAAAAAACAAGAGAAAAAGAAGUGGAUUCCUUUUUGAAUGAUCUCUGCACAUUCCCUCGGCGGUGUUUUGAAUGCACUUUCAGCCCAUUCCAGGAAUGUGAAUAUGAAGAGGUUAUCUCAAACAACACUAAUUACAAAAAGGAAGAAGAAUUUGAUUGGGGAAAGUAUUUGAUGGAAGGAGAAGAAAUUUACUUUGGCCCAGGAGUAGAUACACCAGAUUGGUCUGGAGAAAGUGACGAGGAGGAAGACACUCAGCCUUUAAGCAGGGAGGACUCGGGUAUUCAAGUGGACAGGACACCUUUAGAAGAUCAAGAUCCAAAUAAGAAAACAGUGCUUAAUGUUUCUUGGAAAGGUUAG
This is a messenger RNA of Calidris pugnax (ruff), 768 nucleotides long. RefSeq names its product gamma-tubulin complex component 5-like. The record is from RefSeq and is a predicted model, not a curated record. The transcript has 7 exons. Bases 16 to 768 code for a protein of 250 amino acids. Lineage: Eukaryota; Metazoa; Chordata; Aves; Charadriiformes; Scolopacidae.